CCGCUUGCUCGCCAUGGACAAGCUAGCCAACCUCGCAAAGUUCAAGGCCACCUGCCCCUACCUCGGCCGCACCAAGACCUCCACCCUGCGCACGCUCUGCACCUCGGCCUCGCCCCGCUUCCCGGCGGUCUCUAAGCUCACCGAGAAGGCAACGAAAUGCCCCGUCAUGGGUCCCGCCCUCCACGUCCGCUCGACCCAGAUGGUCGCCGGAUACGCGAGCCUCGCGGGCUCUGCUGAGUUCGCUAAGAUCCCGGAGCACCAGGGCAUCAACAACCCCUCGCCUGCCGACGCGCAGAAGUGCCCCCACGCUUCCAAGGCCCUCGCCGCCGCUCGCAUGGCGGAGGACCUCGUUCACGCAAAGAAGGCUAAGGCUGCGAAGGCCGCUGCCGCCGCUAAGCCCGCGGCUGCUGCUCCCGCCAGCUGCCCCUUCGCCUCCACCUCCGAGGCCAAGCCGAAGGCCGCUACCCCUGGCGGUUUCGACUACGAGCGUUUCUACGCCGACGAGCUGGAGAAGAAGCACCAGGAUGCGUCUUACCGCUACUUCAACAACAUCAACCGCCUCGCACACAAGUUCCCCAUCGCUCACACGGGGAACGUGAAGGACGAGGUGGAGGUAUGGUGUGCCAACGACUACCUCGGGAUGGGCAACAAUCCCGUGGUUCUCGAGACGAUGCAUCGCACCCUGGAUUCCUACGGCCACGGUGCGGGUGGUACCCGGAACAUCGCCGGAAACACCGGAAUGCAUCUUGCUCUCGAGGAGGAACUCGCCACUCUACACCGCAAGCCCGCUGCCCUCGUCUUCUCGUCCUGCUACGUCGCCAACGAUGCCACGUUGGCCACUUUGGGCACCAAACUCCCGGGCUGCGUGUAUUUUUCCGACACCAUGAACCACGCGUCCAUGAUUCAGGGCAUGCGUCACUCGACCGCUAAGCGCGUUCUCUUCAAGCACAACGACUUGCAGGACUUGGAGAUGAAGCUCGCUCAGUACCCCAAAGAGACCCCUAAGAUCAUCGCUUUCGAGAGCGUCUACUCUAUGUGCGGCAGCGUUGGCCCCAUUAAGGAGAUCUGCGACUUGGCGGAGCAGUACGGCGCGUUGACCUUCCUCGACGAGGUCCACGCCGUCGGCUUGUACGGACCCCGCGGUGCGGGUGUCGCGGAGCACCUCGAUUACGAGGCCCACAAGGCGGCGGGCCAAAGUGGCGAGCCCAUCCCGCGCUCCAUCAUGGACCGCGUUGACAUCAUCUCUGGCACACUUGGCAAGGCUUACGGCGCUGUUGGCGGCUACAUCGCUGGCUCGAACGACUUCGUCGACAUGAUCAGGUCCUACGCUUCCGGCUUCAUCUUCACGACCUCGCUCCCCCCGGCGAACAUGGCCGGUGCUCGCGCGAGCAUUGCGUACCAGAAGGAGUUCAAUGGCGACCGUCAACUGAAGCAGAUCAACGUCCGUGACCUCAAGUCCCGCUUCGUUGCGAUGGACAUCCCUGUCAUCCCCGGCCCCUCGCACAUCGUCCCCGUCCUUGUUGGCGACCCCACGCUCACGCGUCUCGCGUCAGACAAGCUCCUUGCGGAGCACAACGUCUACGUCCAGGCCAUCAACUACCCGACCGUCGCCCGCGGCGAGGAGCGUCUCCGGUUCACCGUCACCCCCGGCCACAACGUCGAGCAGAUCGCCCGCCUUUCGCGCGCCGUUGACCAGACGUUCACCGAACUUGGCAUCAAACGCACCUCGGACUGGCGCAAGCUCGGCGGCCACGCCGGCGUCGGCGUCGCGGACGCGAAGCCCGUUGAGCCCAUCUGGUCGGACGAGCAGCUCGGUCUGACGGACGGCACCGCGCCUGCAGUUCUGCACCCCGGCCAGAAGCGCUUCGUCGACCCCCGCGCGGUACGCAUCACCCGCGAGAAGUUCAACGACCUCCUGGGCCCGUACACCGAGCCGCUCGCGAAGGUCGACGCUCUGAACGCGGACCUCACGCUCGCGCCCGCGCCGUUGACGGCUGCGUCUGUUACGGCGGAGGUCUCGGCCAGUGCUUAGGAGGUGAUGUAUCGUCGCAUGUUGUUGGAGGUUGCACUGGUACUCGCUGUCAUUACUAUCGCUUCGUACACGUUCAUAGCUGUCGUCCCCUGUCCAUCGCAUGUUUUGGAGAGUAGUUGUAGUGUGGAGGAGAAUGGAGAUGAAAAGAGAAGAUGUGUCUACAUGCACUGUGUGAUCUCGAGAGCGAAUCCGUGAACUCCACUAAGAUCAUCAUGUAUUCGACGUGAGGAGGGCUAGUAAAUCUGUCGCACGCUUGCGCUUGGUGUCGUUCGUGGUGUUAUUUUGGGUGACCGGGACUUCGAACUUCACUGUCCGUUUUGUAGGGGAGUCCUUGACAGAUUCGGACUCGAUGGGGACAGCUUUGCUCUCCUCCGGUGCUGCAGGUUCUGCGAUAGGUUGGGGGGCUUCAAUAGCUUCCCGGCACGAUUUAACGAGGGCCUCUCGCGCGCCGCCUUGGACACCCUGCAGGUACUUGGACGCGAGUGGCAGGUAGGUUUCUGGGAUCGCUUCUUCCGACCACAUAUUGCGGAUGAUCCAGUUUUGCCGAGCCUUGUUAAAUUUCCACUUGUCGGGCUCCUCGAAUUGGGUGAACGCGUAGUCCAACGCUUUCUGCGCCUGCUCGCUCAAGGCCUCGUCCACGGUAGGAUCUGGGAAACCCGAGGCCGAGCGACGUUUGCGUUUCUUCUGCGGCUUGCUGCUGGAUGCCGCGUCUCCGACAUCCACCUCGUCGCGUUGGAUGUUUUUCACUCUCUUCUUGUCCCUCUUUUCUCUUUUGGGAGGCCGUGGCUCGGAUUGCACAGCGGGAUCGACGUCACUGUCCUCUGCCACCGCCUUUCCUCCGCCAACAACCUCUUCGCUCGCCUCCUCUGCCUUCCUCUUCUUCCCUUUUGCC
Molecule: messenger RNA, 2924 nt
Organism: Trametes versicolor FP-101664 SS1
Lineage: Eukaryota; Fungi; Basidiomycota; Agaricomycetes; Polyporales; Polyporaceae
Product: 5-aminolevulinic acid synthase
Exons: 6
Coding region: 14-2032 (672 amino acids)
Biological process (GO): heme biosynthetic process
Cellular component (GO): mitochondrion
Molecular function (GO): 5-aminolevulinate synthase activity; pyridoxal phosphate binding
Source: RefSeq, a predicted model, not a curated record